Molecule: messenger RNA, 705 nt
Organism: Ostrinia nubilalis (European corn borer)
Lineage: Eukaryota; Metazoa; Arthropoda; Insecta; Lepidoptera; Crambidae
Gene: PGRP-S2
Product: peptidoglycan recognition protein-like
Exons: 4
Coding region: 68-613 (181 amino acids)
Biological process (GO): peptidoglycan catabolic process; innate immune response
Molecular function (GO): N-acetylmuramoyl-L-alanine amidase activity; zinc ion binding; peptidoglycan binding
Source: RefSeq, a predicted model, not a curated record
CGAGUUGGUUUCGUGCAACACACAUUUAAGACUUUCUAUAAUUUAUUUUUAUUUUAUUUUGCACGGAAUGAAGCUGUUAGUAGCUAUUGUUGUUAUGUUAGCCGUUGGUGGUAACACUCUGGGUAUAAUUCCCAUAACGGAAUGGGCUGGGUCUGAAAUAAACCGCAAGCAGGAGCUGGCCAACCCCGUCAACAUGGUGGUGAUACAACACACAGCGUCUAAAGACUGCUACUCCGACAAGUUAUGCCUGCAGACAGUCAACAAUAUCCGGGGAUACGUUAUGAAGAUUGGAUUCGACGACAUUCCUUACUCUUUCAUGGUGGGCGGCAACGGGAAGGUGUACGAAGGCGCGGGCUGGCACCGCGUCGGCGCUCACACCAAGGGCUACAACGACAAGGCUAUUGGCAUCGGCUUCAUUGGCACUUUUGUUGAGAAACUACCAAGCCCUGAAGCCCUGAAAGCAGCCAAAGAGCUGAUAGAGUAUGGUGUCCAGAACAACCACAUCGCUGGUGACUACAAGCUAUUUGGCCAUAGACAACUGUCCAGCACUGUCAGUCCUGGAGAUUCCUUGCAGAAGGAGAUCGAAGGCUGGCCUCACUGGGCAAAGAACUAAUAGAACAUAAUAUGUACCUAAUUUAUUUAAAAACUUCUAUAUUGUGAUGUGAUGCCAAAUAUUAGGAUUAAAUAUAUUCGUCAGUAUUAGAA